This is a messenger RNA of Trichomonas vaginalis G3, 2028 nucleotides long. Its product is annotated as apolipoprotein family. Bases 1 to 2028 code for a protein of 675 amino acids. The transcript has a single exon. The record is from RefSeq and is a predicted model, not a curated record. NCBI's taxonomy places the organism in Eukaryota, Parabasalia, Trichomonadida, Trichomonadidae.
AUGAAUUUCGGCGAAGAAGGAGAGCUUUUAAGACAGAAAAGAAGGGAGGAGGCUCGUCUUUAUGCCGAAGACUUGAGAAAGCAGAUGGAAGAAAAAGCAAAUAAACCACCUACACCAGAUUUUUAUUCAUCAAAUGCGGAUUACGGUCAACCAAAUUAUCCAUCGCUUAAAAACAGAUAUCAAAAAUACCAACAAGGUCAAUAUGACAACGUCAGCUAUCAACCAAAUCAACAGCAAUCUUUAAUUCGUAGACAAGGUUACGGAAAUCAACAAAGCGGCGCCAAUUCUUCACUUUCAAACAUAGGAGAUUCACCUGUUGAUAAUGCACCUCUCAGUCCUGCAGGAGGAUACGGUUCUCCAGGAAAAGCAUUAGCUCCGGUAGGAAGGCAUGUAUCAGGUGUUUCUCAUUCUCCACGCUUAGACCCAUUACCAGACUUAGCACCACCUGCUCCUUCAGGUCCUUCACCAGAUAUCAUCAGAUUUGCUGAUCGCCUUUCCUGGUUAGAGAGUUCUGUUGAUCAGCAUCAAUCAAUACUUCGUGCUGCAUCAGAUUGUGCAACACGUCUUGAAAGAACAGCAAUACCUUCUUUAAACGAUGGUGUUCAACAAUUAAGGCAAGCUUUAGAUCGUGUAGCUUCAGUAGAUCUUCCUGGACGUAUCAGACCAUUGGAAGAAGAGAAUGCUCGUCUUGAAGAACGUAUUUCAUCAUCAGCAAAUGAUUAUAUCACUCAAGCUCAAUCACUUCGCGACAGAUUAAACGAAACAUCAACAGUUUUUACUCAGACUACACAGAAAUUCAAUGAUUUCUCCGAUUCAGUCAAAUCUACUUUACUAGAAUUUAAAUCUCAAAUCAGCAGAGGCAGAGAUGCCCAUGACAGCCUUGCUCAACGUAUUGCAGGCUGCGAAAGUCGAUCCUCUCAAAUAGAAGAGAGUCUACGAGCAGUUUCUUCCGCUCUUUCCAACUUUGAAAGAAGUGCAAGUGAUUCAAUUUCGAAUUCCCAGAGCCAAAUGAACUCUUCGAUAUCAGCAGCCGCACUACAGAUUGCAGAAGAUAUUAAACACGAGUCAGAUGCAAGAGAUCAGGCAACAAUGGUAAUUCAUAAUCAAACUGAAGAAGUUAACCAAAGAAUAGGCUCAGCAGUAUCCAAUGUACAAGGAGUAAUCAGUGAUUUAAGCUCAUCCUUCAAGCAAUCAUUGACUGCUUUGUCUAAUUCCGUUCGAGAUGCAUUAGAAGACACAAGAGCCACUUCCGAUCAAAAGUACCAAGAACUAUCCGACAGAUUAGACAAAAUUGUUGCAGAUACAGACAGCAAUUUCAAUAGUGUCCAAAACGAAGCUUUAGAUGCAUUGGCAGCCAUCAACGACCAAGCGACGAAAUCGAGAGAUGCGUUAGAGGCAGCACUUACUCAAGAGUGCGAUAUCAGAAGAAAGAACGAAAAGCAGAUUGCCGCCAAAUAUGAGAAUUUCAUGUCUUUAAUUGUAAACGAAAUGCAAUUACAGACAUCCCAAAUGGAAGAAAUGACCAACCAAGCAACAGCUCAGAUCAUUCAACAAGCGAAUGAACAACUUGUUCCUCUUAGAAACGAAGUUCAAGCAAUAAGAGAGAGAACAAGUGGAAUUGACGCAAUUAUUGCUAAAGCAAACCAAACAGAGAAUUUGAUUUCGCAGUUAAAUACUCAACUGAUGGAAAAUGUCGCUCAACUCGGAAGACAAAGUUCUACAAUUGUUUCUUCUCUUCAGAAAAUAAGAACUGAAUCAGAAGAUACAAUGCAGCAAAUGCAGGAAAGACUGCAUGUUGUUGAAGAACAAGAAACUGUUCCACAGUUUGCAUCAAGAAAAGAAGUUCAAGACGCAUUUGGAAGAUUGGGAAUGGACUUUGAUGGAAGAAUGCAGGAAAUCGAACAACAAAUUGGUGUGAUUUUCUCGCAGUUGUCGGAUUUGACUAUGACAAUGCCAGCUCCAAAGCAGCAGAGAGAAGCUGGAUCUGAGAUUCUUGAUAAGCUGGCAAAUGAAGCACAAGGCAAAUAA